AGAUCUAGAUAGACAUCUAAUUUUUCUUACUGUCAUUCUUGAAAUUCUCUGACUUUUAUUUGACCAGAACGGAUUGGAGCUUUUUUAUUUCUGGCAAGAACACUUUACGAGGGCAUGUGAAGAUCAAUGCAAAAUGAGAGUGCAGACCUUUUUCAAGCUUGGCCGCACUGCUCUGCCAGUCGCUUUUGGAGCAGCUGUGAUCAGUAACAAUUUUGACCUGGGCUCACUGGGCAUUGUACGAUUUGGCAGAGCUGCUGCAACGGUUCUGAAGAUUGGUGUUGAUUACAAACUGUUGUUUAGGAAAUAUGACACUUCACAUCCUGAGUACGCUGAUGCUGUUCAUGAAUUGCACUUGAAGUCUGCAACAAGUUUGCGGACAAUGUGUUGCAAAAAUGGUGGAGCGUUCAUCAAAGUUGGUCAGCAUCUUGGCUCAUUAGAGUAUUUACUCCCCAUUGAGUAUGUACAAACCAUGAAAGUCCUCCACGAUAAAGCACCGCAGUCAGAUCUGGAAGAUUUAAAGACUGUAGUGUUUGAAGACUUGGGAGAACAGGUCGACGAUCUAUUUUUAGAAUUUGAUCCUGAACCACUGGGUGCAGCGUCUCUUGCUCAAGUUCACAAAGCACGGCUGCGGGACGGUCGGCUGGUGGCGGUCAAGAUACAACAUCCCAAAGUUAAAGCUCACUCACAUGUUGACAUCAGGACUAUGGAGUUUUUGGUUCAUGCUGUGAAUUGGGCUUUCCCAAAUUUCAACUAUGUGUGGCUAGCAGAAGAGACCAAGAAAAAUUUGCCUGUUGAACUCGACUUUGUCAAUGAAGGGCAGAACUGUGAACGACUAGGAGAGAUGCUGAGCAAAUUUGAAUUUCUCAAGGUUCCAAAAGUGAUCUGGGAACACUCAUCGGAUCGAGUGCUGACGAUGGAAUUUUGUGAAGGUGGGAAGGUGGAUGAUCUUCAGUACAUGGAGGAUCACAACAUCUCUGUCAAUCAGGUUACUGAACGCCUUGGUAAAUUGUACAGUGAGAUGAUCUUUGUUCAAGGCUACGUCCAUUGUGAUCCCCAUCCUGGCAAUGUUCUGGUGCGCAAAGGCAAGUCAGGUCCUGAGAUCAUCUUACUUGACCAUGGCUUGUAUCAGACAUUGACUGACGACUUUAGAGUGGAGUACAGCAAGAUGUGGAUGUCCAUGAUCAACGCGGAUGUGGAGGGCAUGAAGCAACACGCGACAGCACUCAACGUUGGCGACUUAUUCGGGCUCUUUGCCUGCAUGCUGUCUGCUCGGUCUUGGGAUGCUCUACUCGCUGGGAUUGACAAGCAUGAGUUUACUGUUGAAGAGAAAAAUGAAAUCAGAACCAAUGUUGGAAACUACCUGGUGGAAAUUUCGGCUAUUCUUGGACGUGUACCUAGGCAGAUGCUUCUGCUGCUGAAAACAAAUGAUGUUCUUCGUGGCAUUGAGUCUGCUCUCAACUCAAGACCUAGCUCUACAUCCUUUAUCAAUAUGUCUCGCUGCUGUAUCAAGGCUGUGACUGACUGGGAAAUGCUGUCGUGUUCCUCAUGGGGCUGCUACUUCAGACUGAAACUUCAUCAGCAACUGCAGCUGGCCCGUAUCUCCAUGUACUCUGUGUACCUUUGGCUCAUUAGCUUACCUUUGUUUUCUAAGAGAAAAUCAUUGCAUAGUUGAUGAAGGUUUUUAGCUAGGAACCUUUGAUUAUUUUCUGUGAUACCAUGUUGUGAAUGUCAUGGCUGGUCAGUUUUGGAUACAUGGUAUUAGCUUUUCUAGGAUGACUCUGAAUUAACCCCAACCUGUUAAUCAAAAUAUGGUUGAUUACUUUAAGUCUGAGAUACUUAUGUGAUUUUCGUGCCAAUUUAGAAGUGUAUUUAGAGGAUGAUUUCUUUGAACAGGAAUUUUAAUCUGUUUAUGUUACAUAACUGGUCAUUGGACUGGCCUCCAAGCUCUUUUUAUGAAAAGUGAGAGAAGGUUCAAAGUUUGUUGGAUGUACAAGUCCGAUAUAUCUGUUUCAGUUUUCAAGGAGGAUUUGUUUUAAUUACAGUGUCAUCUUUUAUGUGUGUGUUUUCUGACACUUUCCUCUGAGAAAAUUUCUAGAAACACUGAGCAGUUUGCAAAGUGUUAAAAAUAGGAGGUGCAUAGGAUGAAAUGUACAAAAAAAAUCAUGAGCUGUGUGUGUCAAAUGUAGAAAUUGACUUGGACUUUGCAAAUGUCUGUUAUUGUCAGCAAAAAUUAAGAUAGCAGACAGAGAAAUUCAGAUUUAUAGCAGACAGAAAAAUAAAAAUGGA
Molecule: messenger RNA, 2286 nt
Organism: Aplysia californica (California sea hare)
Lineage: Eukaryota; Metazoa; Mollusca; Gastropoda; Aplysiida; Aplysiidae
Product: aarF domain-containing protein kinase 1
Exons: 11
Coding region: 134-1672 (512 amino acids)
Biological process (GO): mitochondrion organization; lipid homeostasis; protein phosphorylation
Cellular component (GO): mitochondrial inner membrane
Molecular function (GO): protein kinase activity; ATP binding
Source: RefSeq, a predicted model, not a curated record